This is a messenger RNA of Peromyscus maniculatus bairdii (prairie deer mouse), 2561 nucleotides long. It is a transcript of the gene Omp, whose product is annotated as olfactory marker protein. Lineage: Eukaryota; Metazoa; Chordata; Mammalia; Rodentia; Cricetidae. Gene Ontology annotation, biological process: sensory perception of smell; signal transduction. The record is from RefSeq and is a predicted model, not a curated record. Gene Ontology annotation, cellular component: cytosol; neuronal cell body; nucleus.
UUCCCGGACUGUCUUCAGUUACCUCCGUGUGUCUGUCUGUACCCCCCCCCCAACCUCUCUCCAUUCCUCACAAACAAGCAGGCCUCCAGCUUGCCACUACUACUGUAGUCAAGGUGGUUGCCACAGCAGUUGACAUCAGUGCUCUGGUCCCUAAGGAGCCUGUCACCCUCCAGCCUGCCUGCAGCUCGGCAUUGCUACUUCUGCAAGGAACAGGCAGGAGGCAGUUGGGCACACACUCGCGGGUCUCCCGUUCUGAGAACUGGGUGGGGCCAGAGAGGGCCAGUGGCGAAAAGGAGAGGCUGGAAAGGGAGGCGGGUCUUCGGGUGGCCUCUUCAGGCACCUGAGGUUCCAGCCCACUUGGUUCCUUGACGUCGGUGGGAGCGGCGGCAGUGGCAAGAGCUGUAGCACUUGGGCCAUGGCAGAGGACGGGCCGCAGAAGCAGCAGCUGGACAUGCCGCUGGUUCUAGACCAGGACCUGACCAAGCAGAUGCGGCUCCGUGUGGAGAGCCUGAAGCAGCGUGGGGAGAAGCGGCAGGAUGGCGAGAAGCUCCUCCGGCCGGCCGAGUCUGUCUACCGCCUUGACUUCAUCCAGCAGCAGAAGCUCCAGUUCGAUCGCUGGGAUGUGGUUCUGGACAAGCCGGGCAAGGUCACCAUCACGGGCACCUCGCAGAACUGGACGCCCGACCUCACCAACCUCAUGACACGCCAGCUGCUGGACCCUGCUGCCAUCUUCUGGCGCAAGGAAGACUCCGACGCCAUGGAUUGGAAUGAGGCCGAUGCCCUGGAAUUUGGGGAGCGUCUGUCUGACCUGGCCAAAAUCCGCAAGGUCAUGUAUUUCCUCAUCACCUUUGGCGAGGGCGUGGAGCCUGCCAACCUCAAGGCCUCCGUGGUGUUUAACCAGCUCUGAUGACCAUCCCUGGCUGCCCUGCCUCUGGCCCACAGCUCUCCCUCGCCUGAACUUCCUUCCUCGUGUGUAUUUUGGGGACAUUCUUCUAGCUGCUCCUUCUGUGCUUGACUUGGCCAGAGGCCCCCUGAGUCCUACAUGCCCCCCCUUUGGUGCCAGUGCCGUGGCUCACAGGGAUGUCCCCUGGCUCCGUAGUCUAGAAGCUAGACACCGCUACUAUAGACAAUAGAGGCCUUUGUGGGCAGAUGGCUGGACAUCCUGGACAUCUGCCGUCUCUGCUUCAUUGUGGUGGAGAGAGGGGAAUUGAGAGACCAAGAGUUCCAAACAACCAGCCGCUGAUUUCCUUCAGGCACGGAAGACUGGGACACGACAGGAACUGCCUUCUGGGGAACCUGGCAAGAAGGCAUUUGCCUGCUGGCCAAAGCUGGAGUUGGGAGGUGAACGCCCAGGGGCACUCUGGCAGCGGGAGGGUGCUGCCAGGGUCAGUGUCCCCCUGCUGUGACCUUGGGGCCUUCAAGACGCUGGGCAGGAUGACAGCCGGGCUUGGUCUGUCUGGCAGAGGGUAGCCGGCUUUGCAGGCCUGGCCCAGGUUUCUGUGGAGAAGGUAAAGGACAUGUAGACGCUACCCACACAUACAUAUAUAUAUAUAUAUUGAGAGAUGGCAUGCUAUAUUUGUAUGGCUGCAUGCCCAAGGGCGAAUACUAGUCAGGAAUAAGGCUAACUUUAGUUCAGUUGGUACUGUUCCUGGGCAUGGUGGAGGUAACCCUGGCUGAGCCCUCCUUGGUGCAGGGCUUCCUGAACUGGGAAACUGAGGCUCAAUUGGUGAAGCAGAGAACUGAGUUAGAGGGGUCCAGGGCUCUGAGCCAGGAACACUGAUGUCCCUGUUAGGAUGGCUGGCCUUUGCAGCUCGCUGGUCAGGAACACGGGUGUUGUGUCCUGCGGUCACCUCUCUGGGCAUUUACUGGUUCUGCUGGAGCGGAAGCACAUGGGUGAGGCUUGGGGGCAGGUAUGAUGUCUGAGUCUAAAGUGGGCUAAAGGUGUUCAGAUGGGAUGCCUAACACUGGCUUCGGAGGCUAUCCAGGAAAGCCCACUCACCAAACUGACGGGGAAACUGAGGCACAGUUAUCGGCAGAUUCAGUCCUGCCCCAAAGCCUCAUUUUCUAUCACCCUACACGUACCGAGAGCCUCCCUUAGAGGAGAAGCCUCACCUGCCACCUAGCAUCCGCCGGGGGUACCUCAGCAAUGCCACCCGCUCUGUUUCAAGGCUGCCUCCAUCUGAGGUACCAGUGCAUCAGGAUCUGAAGGUAGGAGCCGUUCCGGCGGGUGGGCGGCCAGGAGGGCAAGCCCCGGCUCAGAGUCAGGAUUCUGGAGGGAGGAGAUAGGCUGUGGCACUGGCUCUGGUGGCUGUGCGCUGUCGCAUGCUUGCAGAAGCACCUGCUAGUGCGUCUAGACGCUGCCGACUCUAGGGAGCCAUGCCUAGGCAGGGGCCCUCCCUUUCUGCUUCUCUUUCUGACCUCUCCCUACCGCUCUCGAGACCCCUUUGGGUCACACUGCCUGUCCCCCGAUUCUGUCUCACCCCAUUUGCCCUGUGGGGACCUGAGUGUCUCUGCUGUGCCUGUCCCGUGUCCCCAAUAAAGACUGUGUGCCCUCCCCUUUG